AUACAACACAAUAUUCAUUUUCUCUUAAAAGUUGCCGACAAGGUCAAAGGAUCAAAUCCACAACAAAAGGUAAUGAAAAGGGAGAGCUGUGGAAGGCAAACACACCCCACCUCAUGACUGGCCAGGCUGUGGCACGCAAGAGCUGCUCACUGCACAAUGCCGCCAUGCGCAGAGGCUCUCUCCAAGCCCUCGGGCACUCACACAGCAGCAUAAAAGCCGGCCCUGAGCCUCGCUCCCUCACACACUUCUCCUGACACCUCCUCCUCUGCACUCCUCUAGGUAAGCAUGUCAUCUGCUGCCCUCCCUUGCCCACCCCACCUGGCUUGGCUAUCCAAACCCCUUGGCCCCAAGACUCUGCAGCUCUUCUACCUCCCCAGAAACCAUCCUCUCCACCACCCCAAGCCCCAACCCCAACCAACUUGCUCCCUGGGCCACACCGAGCACAGCUUCUUGGGUCCUCAACAACCUCCAUUUGCACAAUACCCUCUCUUCCAGGGACCAUCCACCCCACAGCCAUGUCCUGCUACGACCUCUGCCGCCCCUGCAGCGGGGGACCCACCCCGCUGGCUAACAGCUGCAACGAGCCCUGUGUCAGGCAGUGCCAGGACUCCCAAGUCGUCAUCCAGCCUCCCGCCGUGCUGGUCACCCUGCAGGGACCCAUCCUCAGCUCCUUCCCCCAGAACACCGCCGUCGGAUCCUCCUCAUCAGCUGCUGUGGGCAGCGCCCUCAGCGCCCAGGGAGUGGCCAUCUCCUCCGGCGGCUUCGGCUUCGGAGGCCUGGGCUGCUACAAUGGCGGGAGAGCCCGCUACCCCUGCUAAGGGCCUGCGCCCACACCUCGACACCAACCACCUGCACCCUGCAAGGAGCCUCACGCACUCAGGAGGCACCACUGGCUCACUGAUGGUACAACAGCUAAUUGCCAUGACUCCUCUUUUCAUGGCACAAAGCAAACAAGCAGGGAACAGCGUCAGACCAUGGUGUCUGGGAAUAUCAAUGCAGUAAAUUUCU
Messenger RNA from Phasianus colchicus (ring-necked pheasant), 1008 nucleotides. The record is from RefSeq and is a predicted model, not a curated record. NCBI's taxonomy places the organism in Eukaryota, Metazoa, Chordata, Aves, Galliformes, Phasianidae.